AUGGCCCUCUCUACCAAGCUUGCAGGUCGAGCACCUGUCCUAUUGCGACAUGGCCGACGACUGCCCAUUGCCCGGAGGCCACUCACCACAGCGAGUCUCCGGGCUCCCUCACAGCUUCUCGCCUCUACUCGAAAAGCUGGUUUCUCUCAACAGAGGAAUUUCUCUGUCACCGCCCUCUGCUCUACGGGAAGUGUAGCUACUUCUCAAGAGGCGCCAAAUCCGAAAGCCUACUUGGAGAGCGGCGUCAUAAAACCGAGAGACGUCGUGGAUGUCAAGAAGGUGUUGGUCAUUGGUAGUGGUGGUUUAGCCAUUGGACAGGCUGGAGAGUUCGACUACUCAGGAUCUCAAGCGCUCAAGGCUCUUAAGGAGGCCGGUGUAGCAUCUGUUCUUAUAAACCCUAAUAUUGCUACUAUCCAGACCAACCACGUCCUCGCUGACGAAGUAUACUACCUCCCUGUCACUCCCGAGUAUGUAUCUUACGUUAUUGAAAGGGAACGGCCUGAUGGUAUCUUCCUGUCAUUUGGUGGACAGACUGCGCUGAACUUGGGUGUGCAAAUGCAGCGUAUGGGUAUAUUAGAGCGAUAUGGCGUCAAGGUUCUUGGCACCAGCGUUCAUACCUUGGAGUUGAGUGAGGACAGAGAUUUAUUCGCCAAGGCCCUUAACGAGAUUGACAUUCCAAUUGCCAAGUCAAUUGCCGUUGGCACCGUCGACGAUGCUAUAGAUGCUGCUUCUAAGGUCGGAUACCCCAUCAUCGUUCGCGCUGCCUAUGCGCUAGGAGGUUUAGGCUCCGGCUUUGCCAAUAACGAGGAAGAACUUCGCAAUAUGGCAGCCCGCUCUUUGACCCUCUCGCCGCAGAUCCUCGUCGAAAAGUCGUUGAAAGGUUGGAAAGAAGUUGAAUAUGAAGUCGUCCGUGAUGCAAACAACAACUGUAUUACUGUCUGCAACAUGGAAAAUUUCGACCCCUUAGGAACUCAUACGGGUGACUCAAUUGUCGUUGCGCCUAGUCAAACACUCAGCGACGAGGAAUACCACAUGCUUCGAUCCGCCGCUAUCAAAAUCGUCCGCCACCUUGGUGUUGUUGGCGAAUGUAAUGUCCAAUAUGCCCUUCAGCCGGAUGGCCUCGAUUACAGGGUGAUUGAGGUCAAUGCCCGUCUUUCCCGUUCAUCUGCCCUUGCCUCGAAGGCUACAGGUUACCCUCUGGCGUAUACUGCAGCGAAGAUUGGUCUGGGACACAGUUUGCCUGAGCUACCAAAUGCUGUUACCAAAACUACCACUGCCAACUUUGAGCCUUCCCUCGACUAUAUCGUAACAAAGAUCCCUCGUUGGGACUUGGCAAAGUUCCAGCACGUCAAGCGUGAUAUCGGCAGUGCCAUGAAGUCUGUUGGUGAGGUGAUGGCUAUUGGCCGCACUUUUGAAGAGUCAUUCCAAAAAGCUAUUCGUCAAGUCGAUCCUAAGUUCCUCGGCUUUCAAGGUGACAAAUUUGACGACCUCGACUAUGAACUCUCGCACCCGACAGACCGUCGAUGGUUGGCUGUUGGCCAGGCAAUGCUCCAUGAGGGUUACUCGGCUGAAAAGAUCCACGAACUCAGCAAAAUUGAUAAGUGGUUUUUGUACAAGCUUCAAAACCUCGUUGACUGCACUAAGGAAAUGGAAGCUGUUGGUAGCUUAGAGGGUCUGAAACGAGACCUUAUUCUUAAGGCUAAAAAGAUGGGUUUCUCUGAUAAGCAGAUUGCGAACGCCGUUAAGAGCAAUGAAGAUUCAGUCCGCGCUCUUCGAUUAAGUAUGGGUAUUCGACCUUGGGUUAAGAAGAUCGAUACCUUAGCCGCCGAAUUCCCAGCUGACACCAACUACCUGUAUACCACUUACAACGCCAGCUCCCACGACGUAACGUUCGAGGAUAAGGGUACUGUAAUCCUUGGUAGUGGUGUGUACAGAAUCGGUAGCUCAGUUGAAUUCGACUGGUGUGCCGUCAGUGCUACCCUUGCUUUGAGGAACAUGGGCGAGAAGACUGUCAUGAUCAACUACAACCCCGAAACUUAUUCGACUGACUUUGAUACGGCUGACAAAUUGUAUUUCGAAGAACUCAGCUACGAGAGGGUUAUGGAUAUCUACGAACUUGAAAAUGCCUCUGGCGUUGUUGUUUCUGUCGGUGGCCAGCUUCCGCAGAACAUUGCUCUGCGUCUCCAGGAGACCGGCAAGGCGAAUGUUCUUGGAACUGACCCUAAGGAUAUCGACAAGGCCGAGGAUCGACAAAAGUUCUCUGAGAUUCUGGAUAGCAUCGGAGUUGACCAGCCUGCUUGGAAGGAAUUGACUUCCGUGGCUGAAGCUGAGAAGUUUGCUGACCAGGUUGGCUACCCUGUCUUGGUCCGUCCUAGCUACGUUCUCUCAGGUGCUGCUAUGACUGUUAUUCGAAGCCACGAAGAUCUGAAGGACAAGUUAGAGGCUGCCAGCAAUGUUUCUCCAGACCACCCUGUGGUUAUCACUAAGUUCAUUGAGGGUGCGGAAGAGAUUGACGUCGACGGUGUUGCCCACCAAGGUAGCCUGCUCAUUCACGCCAUUAGCGAGCACGUCGAACAUGCAGGUGUUCACUCUGGUGACGCUACAUUGGUCCUCCCUCCUGUAAACUUAGACGACAGGACUAUGGAACGCCUUAAGGAGAUCGUCCAGAAGGUUGCGAAGGCGUGGAGCAUCACUGGUCCGUUCAACAUGCAAAUAAUCAAGGCUGAUAACCCUGAAGGCGGAGAGCCAGCACUGAAGGUUAUCGAGUGUAACCUUCGAGCUUCUAGAUCUUUCCCCUUCGUCAGUAAGGUGCUCGGUACCAACUUCAUUGAUGUUGCAACCAAGGCUCUCGUUGGCAAGAACGUUCCUGACCCUACCGAUCUCAUGUCUGUCAAGAGGGAUUACCUCGCUACCAAGGUCCCUCAAUUCUCGUGGACUCGUCUCGCUGGUGCUGAUCCGUUCCUGGGCGUCGAAAUGUCUAGCACAGGAGAGAUGGCCUGCUUCGGUAAGGACCUUGUCGAGGCCUACUGGGCAUCUCUCCAGUCCGCCAUGAACUUCCGCGUACCUGAGCCUGGUGAGGGUAUCCUCCUUGGUGGCGAGACCUCAAAGACUUGGCUCACCCAGGUCGUCGACUACCUUUCUCCCCUCGGCUACAAGUUCUAUGCUGCUGACGAGAAUGUCAAGCAGUUCAUCGAGUCUACUACUAAGGACAAGGUCACCGUGGAGGUCAUUGAAUUCCCCAAGGAGGACAAACGAGCCCUUCGCGAAGUCUUCCAGAAGUAUGACAUCCAAGGAGUUUUCAACCUGGCUCUGGCCCGAGCUAAGACUACUAUGGAUGUCGACUACGUAAUGCGUCGAAAUGCUGUCGACUUUGGCGUCCCGCUGUUCAUGGAGCCUCAGACCGCGGUGCUCUUCGCCCAAUGCAUGAGCGAGAAGCUUCCCCGCAAGGAAGGCAUCCCGUCCGAGGUCCGCCGGUGGUCCGAAUUCUUGGGCGGCAAGCCCUUGUAA
Molecule: messenger RNA, 3507 nt
Organism: Daldinia childiae
Lineage: Eukaryota; Fungi; Ascomycota; Sordariomycetes; Xylariales; Hypoxylaceae
Product: Carbamoyl-phosphate synthase arginine-specific large chain
Exons: 3
Coding region: 1-3507 (1168 amino acids)
Biological process (GO): L-citrulline biosynthetic process; UTP biosynthetic process; 'de novo' pyrimidine nucleobase biosynthetic process
Cellular component (GO): cytoplasm; cytosol
Molecular function (GO): ATP binding; aspartate carbamoyltransferase activity; metal ion binding
Source: RefSeq, a predicted model, not a curated record